Messenger RNA from Lotus japonicus, 1481 nucleotides. RefSeq names its product NAC domain-containing protein 2-like. Gene Ontology annotation, biological process: regulation of DNA-templated transcription. Gene Ontology annotation, molecular function: DNA binding. The transcript is spliced from 3 exons. Lineage: Eukaryota; Viridiplantae; Streptophyta; Magnoliopsida; Fabales; Fabaceae. The coding region runs from base 125 to 976 and encodes 283 amino acids. The record is from RefSeq and is a predicted model, not a curated record.
CUCAUAGUCUCAUUCCAAUUUCCAAGUCACAGAGCAAAACAGAGAAGAAGAAGAAUCAUCAUCAACAUUCAACAACAACUACAUCACCAUCAUCAUCAAUCAAUCAACAGGAAUUCAAACACCAAUGAAGGGUGAAUUAGAGUUGCCACCUGGGUUCAGAUUCCACCCAACAGAUGAAGAAUUGGUGAACCACUACCUCUGCACAAAAUGUGCUGGCCAAUCCUUCAACUACUCCGUUAUCAAAGAAAUCGAUUUGUACAAGUUUGAUCCAUGGCAGCUUCCAGAAAUGGGUUUUGAUGGCGAGAAAGAAUGGUACUUCUUUUCUCCGAGAGACCGGAAGUAUCCGAAUGGUUCCCGGCCGAACCGGGCGGCCGGGAGCGGGUAUUGGAAGGCUACUGGAGCUGAUAAACCGAUUGGGAAGCCCAAGGCGUUGGGGAUUAAGAAGGCACUGGUGUUUUAUGUGGGGAAAGCACCUAAAGGAAUCAAAACGAAUUGGAUCAUGCAUGAGUAUCGUCUUGCCAAUGUUGAUAGAUCAGCUGGAAAGAAAAGCAACUUGAGGCUUGAUGAUUGGGUGUUGUGUAGAAUUUACAACAAGAAAGGGAAGAUUGAGAAAUACAACACCCCCACACCAAAGUUUUCAGGUUUAGGGGAGGUUCAUGAUAGUUAUGAUGAGCAUGAGCAUGAGAGGAAGCCAGAGAUUCAUGAUCAAUUGUACAUGGAGGCAUCAGAUUCAGUGCCCAGGCUGCACACGGAUUCGAGUGGCUCGGAGCAUGCGGCUUCACCUGAUGUCACGUGUGACAAGGAGGUGCAGAGCGAGCCUCAGUGGAAUAAUGAGCUAGAGUUCAAGCUGGAUGAUGGCACCUUUGAUUUUCAGUUCAGUUUCUUGGAUGAUAACAACAUGUCGGUGGAUGAGUACCAACUGAACCAGUUAUCACCGUUGCAGGAUAUGUUCAUGUACCUGGAAAAGCCAUUUUGAUUCUUCUGGUCCAAGCGUUUGUAUGAAUUGAAAGUGAAAGUUUUUGGGAAGGGGGAAAGGGUUUUGCCUAAUUAGUUUGUAGGAAAAGUCACCAUUUAUGCAAUUGCACCUAACUACAGCUUGUGAACCAAACAAACAUUGAUGCACGUGCGGUAACUACUCUCAUUCUCAGCUCUUGGGAGAUAUGGGAAGUUUGAACUCUGCUGACAUGGACCAAUUGGAUUGGACCCUACUGAAAAAAAGGAAAAGAAAAUGAGAUUAGGCCCUGUUGUGUGUAAGUAGUGAAAAAUAAGAAGCAGGAAGAUCUCAACAGGGUGCUGAUCCAUUCCAAUGGAUCAUGCAAUGUUAGAGUGUAAAUGUGUAGGUGCAACCGUGCAAGGACUCUUAGAAAAAUUCUUGUUCAAUAUUGUUAUUGUAGUGGGAUUUUUUCAUAUCUUUGUAAUAUACAACAACUUGUACUUUUCAAUUCAAAGGAAACAAUUGAAUGAAAAUUCUUAUAUUCAAA